AUGGGAAGCUUUGCAAAAUCACUUCUUGCUUUAGGCGGAAUUUUGAUUCAUACUUCUAUGGUCACUGCCUCCGAGUCAAACACAACUUUGAAUAAAAGAAGUCGAAAUGACACUCCUUGCGACGUGUAUCUCACUCAAGGAGAGAAUUCAUGUGCUGGCAUUGCCAAAGCCCAUAGUAUUACCACGGCAGAUAUCGAAAAAUACAACAGCAAGACAUACGCAUGGAAUGGCUGUGAUAAACUGAGGCAAGGUGACUUCAUAUAUAUUAGCUCUAGGGCAUCCCCGAUGCCAGAAGCAUUACCAAAUGCUGUCUGUGGACCACAAGUCCCAGGAACCGCACCUCCAACAGACCCUGAGGGGUGGUCUAAUCUCGGUUCUCUUAACCCAUGCCCUGCUGGGCAGUAUUGUAAGCAAGGUCAGUGUCAACCCGGAGCAAAUUCCUGCGGUGCUGCAGUCGGCCCCGCAGUCGCUUCUACUACGUCGACCACGGCUGCUGGCACCACGACAAAAACAUUAUCUACUUCAUACACAACCAAACGCGUCACCGUGGACACAAGCAAAGAUUCUACAACAAAGUCUACGACUACGAAAAGAACUACUACUACAACUACCACAAAGGACAAGACUGCAACGACUAAAUCGAAAAUCACAACGAGCAAGUGGCCUGAGAAAACUGGUGGUUUAUUUUCCAUUGCAAUAUAUAGUUCACGGGAAUGCUCAGGAGAUUAUUAUGUAGUGGAAGGGCCCAUCCUUGGCACCAACGGUAAAUGCCUUGGAAUCCAUAGUGGAAUAUCCAGCAUUAGUACUGGAACAAACACUUGGUGCAAGUGGUACUUCGAUGGAGGUUUCAACUCCACAGACUGUGAUUCCGGAGAUAAAUUGGAAAUAGGUUCAAUUCAUAUCACAUCUGGUUCUUGCAACAUUUAUAAUACGGAGGACUGUCAAAGCAACGGCAAGCUUGGGGGGUAUGAUUCCGGUAUCUAUACUGAGUGCCAUGCUGUGGAUGACCUUGCACCCAAAACGCUUGGCGGGUUGAAAUGCUCUCACAAUUUGUGA
Molecule: messenger RNA, 1056 nt
Organism: Penicillium waksmanii
Lineage: Eukaryota; Fungi; Ascomycota; Eurotiomycetes; Eurotiales; Aspergillaceae
Product: Peptidoglycan-binding Lysin subgroup
Exons: 2
Coding region: 1-1056 (351 amino acids)
Source: RefSeq, a predicted model, not a curated record